UCACCGGAACUCCCUCCAUGUCGAAAACGAAAUGAAAGAGUAGAAAGAACGAAAAUACAUCUUCAUAGCAAAUAACGCCAAAAGAUGGACAGUAUUGGGGAAGAAAGGGAACAGAUUGAAGAUGACAUUGAGAGACUAAAUCUUGCUUUGCAAGUGGAGGGUUCUACUGUCGAACUAAAUGAUGAAGAGGAAGAAGAAUUGGAUGAUAUCUUCACAAAUGAGGAUAGCAUUGAUCCUGAUGAUUAUGAAAGUGUUAACACUAUUCCUUCUCAGGACUCUGAGCCAACACAUGUGGAAACUAGUGAAAUAGACCAGAUGUCUGGAAUGUCAGAAAUAAGCCACCUACCAAUCAAUGCAGAAACCUGUCUUGCACUCAACAGAACAUAUCAAGAACUUAUUCUUGAAUCACUGAAAAAAAUUGAGUUGGCAUUGAAUGAAAACAGAGAAAAACAGAAAGUGUUGGAAGAAGGACUAGAAACCAAAUCUAAAGGAGCUCCCAAGACAACUGACAAGUCCACUACAAAUAAAAAGAAAAGCUCAGCAAUGUUUUGCAAACCUUAUUUCAAAGACAAAGACCAGAAGGUAGCUCCGCAUAACUCCGACGUUGAAAUGAAAAAGAUGACUCAGGAACACAAACAAGAUGUUUCUCCACCCCAGGCUUGGAGCAUCGCCCAGAGAUGUAAACUACAGGAGGCUAUCAAGGCAGAAGGACUGAAGCAGAAGAUUGUUCCCCUACUUAACAGGAAAGAGAUUUUAGUGGAAAAAGUUAAACAUAUAGAAACAGAACUGAUGAAGAUCAGCAUAGAGAGUUUCAAGAAUGAAGAAAAUGUGACUGAUGAUGAAGAGGAAAGCGAACAUCUGACUGGAACCAGAGAGAUAAAAGAACAGGAUCUUGUAGAAUUGAAGCAGAAGAUCGAGGAAGUGGACAAAGAAAUGGAGAAAGCCAAGCAAACGUCAGAAAUUGAGUUGCUUUUUAAUCUUGAUAGCGAAAAAGUGGACUGGUUAAUGAUUGCCAAUGUAAUUUUUGAUGGAAAAAGAGAUGAAAGGGAGUGUCGGAUUAUGUGGAAAAAUGUUCUACAUCCUUCUAUAAACAAAGAAAAAUGGUCGGCACAAGAAACCAAAGACCUGCAGGAACUUGCAAAUAAGUACAACAUGAGAAACUGGCCAGCUAUUGCUAAGGAACUAGGGACAGGGAGAACCCCAUUCCAGUGCCUCCAGUUUUACCAGCACUCACUCAAUGAAACAUGGAACAACAGGCCUUGGACUGAAGAAGAGGAUGAAAUGUUGAGGGAGGUUGUAGAGAGUGUUCGUAUGGGCAACAGAAUCUCUUUUGCUCAAGUGUCCUACUUUCUGGAUGGGAGGAGUCAGAGUCAGUGUACAUCCAGGUGGAACCAGAUCAACCCUAGCAUGAAGAGGGGAAGAUGGAGUCUUCAUGAGGAUUGUUUGCUCAUUACUGCAGUUCAGCUGCAUGGACCAAAGAACUGGAGACUCAUCAAGGAAUAUGUCCAUGGAAGAACUCCUAUACAGUGCCGAGACCGCUACAAUAACUGUUUGAACCCCUCCAUCAAUGCAGCGCAAACAUGGUCAUACGAAGAUGACAAAUUACUACUGAAACGUGUCAAUAGUCAGUUAGAAAAAGGAUCUUCUGUAAGUUGGGUGAAAAUUUUGCCAGAAUUUCCAGGCCGAAUAGAUGGUCAGCUUCUUUCCAGAUACCGUCGACUUCAGGCAUGGAAGAUGAAAUCUGAAUGGGUGGAGAAACAAUCUGAACAAGAAAAGAAGAACAUGGGAGUCCUUGAGGGGGAACAACUCUUACGAGAAAUCACAAAAGAGGAACCAACCACUAGUUUCCUGGAAAUGUCCAAAUCCUUCCCUGAUGUUUGUAAAGAAGACUACCUAAAACAAAUAGAGGACAGACGACGAGGUGAUUUGGUGGUACCUAGGCCUCCAGUGAUGACACAUUGUGCCACAAGAUGUGUCCAGGCCCUCUGGACGAGGAAAAAACAUCUCUUUAGUCUUGUUGACCAACACCUGAAAAAUAUGGACAAACUUGUCCCAGAUCAUAGCACAAAUAUUAAAGAAUUCAAAAUGUUUGAGUCAUUGAGUAAAAUUCAGGAGAAGAUUCUUCGGGAAACAAUGGCAAAACAUCCCAGUGAUAUCACGGUCAAGGACAUGCUGAAAAUCAGCAAGAAGCUGACCAGAACUGAGAGCUGCAAAGAUGGCCGAACCAAGUGGAUAGAGAGGGACCUGAUAUGUGACGACCAGAUCAAGGACAUUCUCAUCUGGAAAUGCUUCCACUCCUUGCUUGUUGACAAAAGAUGUGGCCGACCGAGAAAAUUUUACUUGUUCAGUCCAACAGGAAGAAAGCCUCCAUGUGCUGAAGAAGAUGAUGAUGAGGAUGUGGAGAAGAUAACGGACAUCACUGUGACUCUAUUAAUGAAUGCUCUUGAUGUUGACCAUAAAAGUGCUUUGGAGAAAAGCAGAGAGCUGGACCCUAACAGUAGCACUGUGGGGGAGGAAAUUGAUUUACUGAGGAGGGUUACUCCCAAUAUAUUGCCAUCAAAUGUUACUCAGACGCAACCAACUAUUCAAAUUGUUUCCACCACUUUGAAUCAAUCAUCCAGCACCAACAGCCAAAAUCAGUCAUCCAGCACCAACAGCCAAAAUCAGUCAUCCAGCACCAACAGCCAGAAUCAGUCAUCCAGCACCAACAGCCAGAAUCAGUCAUCCAGCACCAACAGCCAGAAUCAGUCAUCCAGCACCAACAGCCAGAAUCAGUCAUCCAGCACUAGCAACCAGAAUCAGUCAUCCAGCACUAGCAACCAGAAUCAGUCAUCCAGCACUAGCAACCAGAAUCAGUCAUCCAUCACAAAUGAACAGUCCAACUCUUCUCAUGAAAAUUCUGAUACUGCACAGACAACAAAUUGUGGAUCAGCACUUGGGAGAAAGCGGAAGGUGGCAGUGGGUACAGAUCAAGAUGCCCAGGUUCAAAGCAAGAAGUCCAAAGCAAUUUCAUCAUCAUCCAAUGAAAAUGCAAAUAGCAGUUGUAAUGGAAAAGAAAGUUCAAGCGUUGUGCAAAAGAAUAGCAAUGGUUGUACAGAGAAAAACUUGAAUAGUGUUGGAGUAGUGGGUCAAGGUUCAUCUACACCAGUUGCUAACAUAAACAGGACUUCGUCAUCAUUGGGAGAAAAUCCUUCAUCAAAAACCAAUAUGUCUGCCUUACCAGCAGGGGCCAGAAUUAUUAGACUUCCUCCAGGUGUGAAACUCAAACCAGGUGAUAAAAUACAGGACAUUUUGGCAGCCCACAAAUUAUCUAUGGCUGCAUUAGAGAGUCAACCAUCCCCUGCCAGUCCUGUACCAGAUACUCAAUGUUCUCAGACUGCAACUAGAAAGCAGCCUGUUGUCCCAAUAGACCCUAGUCAGACUACGACUAGUAAGCAGCCUGUUGUCCCAAUAGAACCUAGUCAGACUACGACUAGAAAGCAGCCUGUUGUCCCAAUAGAACCUGGCAGCAGGAAAAAGAAAAAGAAAUCCAAAUCUCAACCUCAGAAACAGAGUGUUGUGGUGUUAAGACCUCCCUCUGGCAUACAGGACCCGAAAAGGGUCAAGAUUCUCCCUCCAGGAACAAUUACUACUUGUGCUUUCAAGAGUGUGAUGCUACACAGGAAGUAUUUGAUGAUCAGGGCUGAUGAACUUUACAGCAGACAGUUUUACAGGCUCCGUGGUAAUGAACUUCAGAAGAGAGUGACUUUGGAGUUGUCUAAGCAGGCGACGGGUGCAGUGAAGAUAGAAAGAAAUGAAAAUGAACAGCAUGUAGGUGCCUUGAAUAAAACUCUUUAUACUAUGGAGAAAUCUGUCGCCAGUAGUGUAGCUGCCAAAACAGCUAGAAUUAAACAGAAGGGAGAAGUUGGUCAUGAUGCUUUAGCAAAAGUAAGGAAAACAAAAGAAUUCAAGAUGUUACAGAAGAGAUUUGAAGCCCUCUUUGCCUGGCCUGCUCUUCUGUCCACAAUUUCCCCUCCAUUUAUCUCUGGACAAAGGGGUAGACCUUCAUCUGUCAGUGCACAAAAGAGCAAAAAAGGAAAGAAUAAGAAGCCCAGUUCAGCUGUUGAUGAACAGACAGAGAAUGAUGCAAAGUCUGAAAUGGAAAUGGAACAGCCAGUUAAGAGGAAAAAACCGAAGCUUUCCUAUCCUUGCAUCAAUAGAAAAUAUUCUUGGAAGCGAAAUGUUUUGAGCAAGGAAGCAAAGAGACUCAAGAAAGAGGCCAGAAUGAAGAAAUUGAGAGAAACAAGGGAGAGAAAGCUAAGGGGAGAGUAUGUGCCACAGAAGACCAGAAAACGGCAGCCUAAAACAACAGCUACUAUUCGCCAAAGUCAAAGAGUGGCAGUCAAACGAAGUAUGACCCACGAUUCACAAACCCAAGAAGAUGCUCCUGUUAUCAAAAAAGAGUUGAAAAAAGUUGUCAAGAAGAAGAAGAAAUCCCAAAACGAAGAUCCCAUCCCCAGCAAUGGAAAGUUCCAACUUCUCCCUGGGGAUGCUGUAAUGCCUGUAGCACUGAUUAGCAACAUCGCCUCUUCCAUUGAUAACAAUUCUAUCCAAAAUGCAGAGGGGGGAAGCUCAGUGACUAUACCCCAAACUUUACAAGAUCUUCAACAACUUACAGCAAGCAUCAACAGCAACAUCUCCUUUGUUGCUAACAAUUCUAUCCUCAACACAGGGAGUGGAAGCUCAGUGACUGUACCUCCUACACUUCUAGGACUUCAACAGCCUACAGCAAGCUCCAGCAACAUUCUGCCCUCAUCAGCAGAGUAUGGGACAUCCCAGAGGACAUCUGUACCACCCCAGCAAGUGAGCCUGCCGUUUGUAUCUGUAACAGACAUAAACAUCCAGACCGUGCCCCCCACAGAGAAUCCUGGUGCUCCUCCAUUUAUUUUUGCUAUAGUGCCGUCUGCUACAGGGGAUGGUCAAGUGCUACAGGCUGUUCCAAAUAGUGUGCUAAAGGAUGCAGUGAACAGUUCAAACCAAGUGAUUCCAGAUCAGGACCAGGCCAAACCAGAUUAGACAAUUGUUAAAGACAAUUUUGUCUCGGUGAACAUGCAUUAGUCUUUGUCAAGUUACAUGUAGUAGAAAUAUUACAAAAAGAUGCAACUUUAAAGUUGUUCUGAUUAAAGCUUCUUAUGAAGAUAGGUUAAUUAUUUUACAAUUAAGCUCCAAAUAUCAGUCCUACCUCUUCACAGUCCAAACAGGCCAUUGUUUUUAGAAAUGACAGGUACUUACUUAUCGCUUUUGUUUGGAUUCGUUGUUUCAUGUUUUGUUUUUCUUUUCUGUUUCAGCAGGUUCAAAUAAAAUGUUUUUGUUGAUAUUU
Molecule: messenger RNA, 5359 nt
Organism: Magallana angulata
Lineage: Eukaryota; Metazoa; Mollusca; Bivalvia; Ostreida; Ostreidae
Exons: 23
Coding region: 85-5055 (1656 amino acids)
Source: RefSeq, a predicted model, not a curated record